AUGAAAAGGGACAUUUGGACAGUCCUUGGCAUUAUAAGCUUUAUUUUCUUCGUUCUAGGAGCACCUGCGUUAUUUUAUUUUGGAUUUUGGAUUCCCAAAGAGAUUGAAAAAGCGGCUGCUGAAGAAGAAGGAAGAACUCUCAUCGCAAGCGCGUGGGUCUUUCAAUACCCUCUGCAACCUUAUGGCAACAGGUUCAAACUAAGCGCUACCGAAAACGGCAAUCAGCUUCAUUAUUUCGUGCUGAAUGCUUUGCAGAAAGGACUGAUAAAGAAAUUUGACUUCUCUUAUGAAGACGGAGGACAAGAGCAAUGCGAAAAUCUUGGAUUAAAAUUCUAUGACUAUUUUGACGCCCAUGAUUCGAACAAAACCGAAUGGCUUUUCGACGAAAGCGGACAUCCUUCACUCGAUAGCUGCCUAUUCAAUCCACUAAAGUACGAAUGUAAUGACUUACAACCAUAUCAUCAAGGUGGAACCUCGGUCGAUCAAUCUACUGUUGAUGCGAUUAAUGACAUCUUAACGCAGAAGGAGGAUCCCGAAUGUCAUGGAAUACUAGAUGAAUAA
This is a messenger RNA of Oikopleura dioica, 561 nucleotides long. The record is from the annotation of a GenBank genome assembly. NCBI's taxonomy places the organism in Eukaryota, Metazoa, Chordata, Appendicularia, Copelata, Oikopleuridae.